AUGCAAGUAAACGACAAUCAUCCCCCUAAUCGAGCAGAUUUCACCGAUGGACCUAAACCGCCAACUGUCUCGCCCCCAGUUGAUCUUCCGGACGUCCAAACCACUGUGCCUGGGUCUGGUGACAAUCCGCUUAACGAAGCCUACUCGCGUCAGUCGGCAAAUAAACGUGCCCGAGCUCAGGAACUGGAACGUCAUCUCCAGGAAACACAAGAUGCCCAUUUCGAAUUGGCUCAACGAGCACAAGAAGCUCGAAAGCAGGUUUUGAAUCGAGUGACGCAAGAAGACGCGCAGUUUUCUGUCGAUCUGGCUGCCGUACAACAAAGACGUGACCUCGAGCGAGCGGCAUUCAUGUCCGGUCUAUUGGAUGCGGAACAACGUGCCUCUCGUCUCGUUCAGGAAUUGCUCGAUGAACAAACCAAAGCACAUGCCACUGAAGUUGCCGACGAUCUGGCCAGUCGACGUCUCUUGGACCGACCGGAUGCAUCGUUCAAACUGAGAAGGGAAGAAAUGUUAGCUGCAAUGGAACAUCUGCUGGAGCAAGAGUACAAGCUCUAUCACGGCCAGGUGCUUCAACGUGAUUCUCUCGUCCAACACACCCUGGUUUUGGACACUUCGGAUUCAGAACAUGUCAAUCAAGUGUUGGCUCGGCGAUUGGCUGAUCGGCAGAAGCUCUCUCAAGAAUUAGCCUCGAAGGAAGAAGCACAGCGAGAUGCGUUUGCCAAAUUGUUAGCCCAACAAGAUAGUCAGGCACAACGUCUGCGACGUGAAAUCGGCCUGAUUGAACAAGAACUGUGUCGUCUGACUAUGGCUGAGCAGGAUCGGAAGGCCAAACGCACGGAAAUCAAUCAGCGCACACUGACCGAGCGUCGAAUGGAGUUGUUGGACUUGUUAUUGCAAUUGAGCAAGGAUCAGCGACGUCGUCAAAACGAAUUGCAACAACGCUUGAUGGAAAUGGAAAAGCGAAAACAGCAGGACCAAAUGGACUAUUGGCUGAUUCAGUAUCAACGAUUACUGGAUAACAAGCCUCCACAACUGGACAUGGAGUGCCUUGUGGGUCAGACUUUUGAGUCGGAGGCUCCGGCUCCGGGAUCCCAAAGAAAAACCCCUUCAUCGGUGUGGGUUACCGCGAAGUAUGCCGUGCCCUAA
Molecule: messenger RNA, 1146 nt
Organism: Echinostoma caproni
Lineage: Eukaryota; Metazoa; Platyhelminthes; Trematoda; Plagiorchiida; Echinostomatidae
Source: the annotation of a GenBank genome assembly